Molecule: messenger RNA, 1984 nt
Organism: Rubroshorea leprosula
Lineage: Eukaryota; Viridiplantae; Streptophyta; Magnoliopsida; Malvales; Dipterocarpaceae
Source: the annotation of a GenBank genome assembly
CAGUUACAAAAAAGUUUUGAUUUUUAUUGCCUCCUCCAUUAAGGAGAAGGAGAGGAAAAUGGGAGUGCUUGAAUUCACCGGAAACCUAACCCACCAGACGGUGGUGCCCCUAGCGGUGUUUGUGGCCAUUUUGUGUCUGUGCUUGGUGGUGGGUCACUUGCUUGAAGAGAACCGCUGGGUCAAUGUAUCCAUCACUGCCAUCUCAAUUGGGUUUAUAUCUGGGACAGCAAUCUUGUUGCUUACCAAAGGGAAAAAUUCUCACAUUCUACGAUUCAAUGAAGAGUUGUUCUUCAUAUAUCUCCUCCCUCCCAUAAUAUUCAAUGCAGGGUUUCAGGUGAAGAAGAAGCGGUUCUUUCACAACUUCUUUACCAUCAUGUUGUUUGGAGUAACUGGGGUUUUCAUUUCAACUUUGAUUAUAACAGUUGGCAGUAGGUGGCUGUUUCCUGAGUUGGGAUUUAUCGGUUUGACUGCAAAAGACUUUCUUGCUGUAGGAACAAUAUUUUCUUCAACAGACACAGUAUGUACAUUGCAGGUUCUCCACCAAGAUGAAACUCCGUUGCUGUACAGCCUAGUGUUUGGAGAAGGAGUGGUGAAUGAUGCGACAUCUGUUGUUCUCUUCAAUGCAAUUCAAAAGAUUGAUGUUGCAAGGUUAAACAGAUGGACAUCUCUCCAAGUGAUUGGGGAUUUCUUUUACCUGUUCGCAACAAGCACUGCUCUUGGAGUUUCUAUUGGACUUCUGACAGCAUAUUUGCUUAAAAUCUUGUACUUUGGAAGACAUUCAACAGUUCGUGAACUUGCUAUAAUGAUUUUAAUGUCUUAUCUGUCUUAUAUGUUGGCAGAGUUGUUUGAACUCAGUGGGAUUCUCACUGUUUUCUUCUGUGGAAUUCUUAUGUCACACUAUGCGUGGCAUAAUGUGACUGAAAGUUCAAGAAUCACAACCAGGCAUAUAUUUGCAAUGAUGUCAUUUGUUGCAGAAACGUUUAUAUUUCUCUAUGUUGGAAUGGAUGCUCUCGACAUUGGGAAAUGGAAGAUAACCAAAUUGAGUUUUCAGAAGUUAACAGGCAUCUAUUGCACCAUAGUACUGCUAACGUUGCUUGGGCGUGCCGCGUUUGUAUUUCCUCUUUCCUUAUUGUCUAAUUACAUAAAUAGGCGUGCUCAGAGUGCAUCAUCAAUUACAUUCAAAAACCAGUUCACAUAUUCUGGUGUUACUUGGGAUCCAAUUAAUGCCACAAUGAUUACCAGCACAAUAAUUGUUGUUCUCUUUACUACAAUAGUAUUGGGAUCCAAUUAAUGCCACAAUGAUUACCAGCACAAUAAUUGUUGUUCUCUUUACUACAAUAGUCUUUGGGUUUCUAACAAAGUCCCUUAUAAGUCAUCUACUUCUUCCCAACACACUAAACAAGAGCAACUGCAGACAGGAACCAAGAUCCCCCAGGGAGGACAUCACCCUUCCUUUACUUUCCUUUGAAGAAUCUGCCUCAACCAAUAUCCUUCGUGCAAAGGACAGUUUGUCCAUGUUAAUUGAAAGGCCUGUGUACACCAUUCAUUACUAUUGGAGGAAAUUUGAUGACACCUACAUGAGGCCCAUGUUUGGUGGCCCUCACAGCGGUUCCUCUGAAUGUUAGCAUGGUUCUAUCAAGCAGAAGUACAUUGUGGGAAGCUGUAUGCCAGUGGAGUUGGAGGGAUCUUGUUUGAAUUACCAGCAUCUUUGUAACAACACUAUGCUGGUAGCUAGAGACUAUAGUAGACAUGGCUCUGUACAUAUUCCCUACCGUAGUGAAGUGAAUGAAUUCAUGCAUUUAAAAUACAAGUUGCAGUUUUUCUCGCUCUCUUAACCCGAUGUGGAUGCUUCUUGCUCUAGUACAUAGUGCUUGAUUACUUUUUAGUGCUUUAUAUAUAUAUUUUGGAAGAGGUAGGGGUGGAGAGAUGGAAUGCAAAAUCAAGUGAUUGCAAUGUGGGUAAACCAUAAAGCCUGAAAGAUGUC